AUGGUCUCUUCUCCUUUCCGCAGUGACUCCGUGUCUUCCAGGAUGCGAAAGAGGUUUUCGCUUCCUGCAUAUCCAAAUAAAUCCCUUUAUGCCGAUGAGCAAAAGCAAGAAUUCCAAUACGUCGACCUUGACUCAAGCUCAAGGUCACCACAACCGCCCGUCUCCGUGAGACCACCGCUACGGACCAAUGACGAAGCCCGACUUCGCCAGGCCGUUACAAAUUUAUAUGAACAAGUUGACCGAAACGAAGAGACUGGUGCAGAGCAACAGACUGAAGCCCCAUCAGAACCAACUGCUGCUGCUGCUGCUGCUGCUGCUUCCUCGGAACCAGGAGUGAAAAGGACAAGGCCUCGUAGAGGCAGUGCCCUCGAUACAUUAUCCUCUCUAUCACGCCGAUUAUCCAUUGUAGUCGAGCCAACGGAAAAAACUGAAAAGUCUGGCCCUCACGGUAAUUUCAAUGCAUCACUACAAGAUGAGGACCCUUUCCUACAGUUCAAUGGCCUACUAUACAAUUUUGAAUUUGGUUCGCCACUCAGCCGCAGCUCGCGUGUUUUUGAGGCUGGUACACCACCAGAUGAUGCCGGAAAUUCAUACGGCCGCUAUCGCCCUCGUAAUCCGGCGGAAAGGGCGAAAAGGUCUCGAUACUCGUGGGGUGGAUUUGACCUUGCCCAUCGAAAUGAUGGAGAUGCGGAAGAUCGAGAUGAUGAUCUGAUUUCUAUUUUGGAGCAUGAUGAGUCGAACUUGAAUGAUGCUGCUGCUGUUGUUGUGGCUCCUGCUGUAGUGGUGCCUGCUGCUAGCUCUCCUUCCCAGGUUCGGAGCAAACCACCUUCAAGGAGACCUUAUUAUUAUCAAGAUAACCGCCGAAGCGGCAUUGUGGUGGAUGACGUCCUUGCAGAUACGAUUGCAGCCGGUGCUCUUGUCCACAAGGACUCUACCAACAAUACCACCACCACUACCACCGACACCAAUAACAACAAUACCUCAAGUGCAGAAAACAUUCGAGCAUUUAUUCCUCUCGGUACCAUCGCGGAACAAUCCGAAACGGCGCCACCAGAGAAGAAGCGUGGCAUAAUUCGAAGACUGUCGUUAUCGCUGUUUGGCAGACGGAAAACCGAUCCUCUAGUCAGGAAUUCAAAUAUGCACACCAUCACUAUGCAAACAACACCAUAA
Talaromyces marneffei is the source of this 1170-nucleotide messenger RNA. RefSeq lists its product as uncharacterized. NCBI's taxonomy places the organism in Eukaryota, Fungi, Ascomycota, Eurotiomycetes, Eurotiales, Trichocomaceae. The coding region runs from base 1 to 1170 and encodes 389 amino acids. The transcript has 2 exons. The record is from RefSeq and is a predicted model, not a curated record.